GCCAAUCAGCUGUUUCCACAACCACAGACCCAUGGCGUGACGCGGACAAGCCAACCCGGCAUAGGAGCGCCUCGUUUGAAAAAUCCCUAAUGAUGGGAGACUACACAUUUAUUUGCAGGUGUCUAUGUCUGCAAAUAGUUCUUUUAUUUACCUUGUUGACCAUUGUGGAAGUUGAGACCGAGUCGAACUUGCUGGAUGACGACGGAGGCUGGACAACUGAAGACAAGGAUAGGAUUGCUCAACCCGGGCCCUGCAACAUAAACGUGGAGGAUGGAUCCCUGAGUCAGGAAGACUUUAUAAAGAAAUAUGCAUACUCCGAGCCAGUAGUCAUCAAGGGAGCAACAGAUAAUCAGGUGUUUCAGACUCUCACUCGCCGUUCAGCAUUAUUGGAGGGUUAUGGGCAUACAACUGUACGUUUGAGCUCAGCCAAUAGCUAUAGCUAUGAUAAAAGAGAUGUUACAUUCAAUGAAUACUGCGUUCGCCAUGUCCAUCCUCAAAAAUUAACUACUCUUGGGAAUGAGACUUUUUACUUCUUUGGUGACAACAAUCACGAGGAGUGGCAAGACCUUUUGGAGCAGUAUAUACAACCUCCGUAUAGAUUACCGUUUCAUUUGCCAGCAUUGAGUUUUGGUCUUGCAGGUCCAGGGACUGGUGUUCCCUUUCAUUUCCAUGGGCCAGGAUUUGCAGAGACUAUGUGGGGACGAAAAAGAUGGUUCAUGUACCCUCCUAAUGUGAACCCAAACUUCCAUCCUAAUCGCACAACAUUGCAGUGGUUGAUGGAAGACUAUCCGCUAAGAAAAGAUGAUUCUAAUUUUUAUGAAUGUACACUUAACCCUGGAGAGAUUAUUUAUUUUCCUGACAAGUGGUGGCAUGCAACUCUCAACAUUGACAGCAGCGUUUUUAUAUCAACUUUCCUCAGUCCAUAAUCUUUGUAUUGAAAAGAAAUAUAUGGUAAUGGUUUAAUUGGUUUAAACCCCAUAGCAUUUUAAAUGCAGACUCUCCCAAGAUGCAUUAAUGUCUACUUCCAUAAAUUGAAGACCACACAUUCCAUAGAAAGGACAGUUAAAUUUGCCAACUUGAUGUGUCCUCAUUGCCAUUUCUUUAUUCAUUUAAAAAAAAGUCUAUAGAUUUGGGCUCAUGUUCAGUAUAUUACAAAAUUUCUUGUAAUUUCUUAGUAGAUCGUUUGUGAAGACAAUGAUUUUUUUUGUAUUUAUGAUCUGGCUUACUUUGACCUUUUUGUAUCAUUCAAGGGUAUUAUGACUUUGAACUGAUAUUUCAUUUUUCUUAUAAUCAUGGUAAUACAAAUCUAAUGUAAGUCAGGUUGAAUCUUUUAUUGAAAGUGCAUACAUGUAAACUAUAUGGAAAUGCUCUUUCUAUAUUCAAUGUAGGAUAAUGCUGAGUUAUUUAUUCUAACUUAUCACGGGUUUUAUCAUGACUGACAGUUCAUAACUAUAAUAGAACUGGCUCUGGAAAACAUAAGAUUGUGUAAUUUCAGGAAUAAUGGAUAAAGUAUCAGGAGAUAGAUAGAAGAACAUUUGUUUAGAUAAACAUAUACUGUAUGUAAUUGUGUAUGGGUACCUGAUAAAUUGUCAAGUAUUCAAUUGCAGUUUCAAAGAUAAAUCUAAUACUAAACGAAAGGUUGCAUACUAUUUAUAAGUAAAUUGUAAAUUUGCAUAAAGUAGACAGGUUAAAAAGUUGUCUGCAUAUAUUCUGGCUGUGAGAUUAAACUAGGUUUAAAGAUUGAAAUACUUUUUUUUUUUUUUAAAGAUUAUUUGCUGUUUCUGUGGUGAUGGUGAACCUUUAUAGUACAGUUGAAUUACUGAAAUGAUCUUAAAUAUUUAGUCAAGUCACAAUGCUUUUAUAAAGACAAGUAGUUUUGUAAACAUUUUUUUUUUUUUUUUUUUUUUUUUUUUUUGGUGUUGGGGACAAACCUAGUGGGACCAAUAUUGCUAUUUAAAUUCUAUUUUUUCUUAUUCUCUUUGUUAUAUUUCACCUAAUAGGAAUUGUAAUUUCUAAGAAAACUUUUAUUUAAAUAAGUACCAAUGAAAUGUUCCACAAGCGUUGGUUUAUUUUAUUGAUCAUUGUUUUGCAGUGAAUAGUAUAAUUCCAUUUUUUUUCUAGUCAGAUAUGUUCCAUAUUUUUAAUUAACAUUACUGUAUGGUUAUUGGUUCCUAAAUAAAUAUUUUGAACAUU
Penaeus chinensis is the source of this 2193-nucleotide messenger RNA. Its product is annotated as jmjC domain-containing protein 8-like. Gene Ontology annotation, cellular component: cytoplasm. The record is from RefSeq and is a predicted model, not a curated record. Bases 90 to 926 code for a protein of 278 amino acids. NCBI's taxonomy places the organism in Eukaryota, Metazoa, Arthropoda, Malacostraca, Decapoda, Penaeidae. The transcript is spliced from 8 exons.